Lucilia sericata (common green bottle fly) is the source of this 4032-nucleotide messenger RNA. RefSeq lists its product as uncharacterized. The coding region runs from base 1 to 3933 and encodes 1310 amino acids. NCBI's taxonomy places the organism in Eukaryota, Metazoa, Arthropoda, Insecta, Diptera, Calliphoridae. Gene Ontology annotation, molecular function: cell-cell adhesion mediator activity. The record is from RefSeq and is a predicted model, not a curated record. The transcript has 12 exons. Gene Ontology annotation, biological process: homophilic cell-cell adhesion; axon guidance; dendrite self-avoidance. Gene Ontology annotation, cellular component: plasma membrane; axon.
AUGGUAGAAAAUGAUGAAGAAGAUGAUGAUGAUGACGACGAUGAGGUUGUCUUAAGAUGGUGGGUUGCAUUGGAAUGUGUUAAUGCCAAUCCAAUAGAUAAAAGACCAUUUUUACAAAUUAAAAGUCCCUCCAUAAGAAGACUGAUAAUAUCGCAUCCACAUAAACCCUAUUAUUUACAGUGUAAAGCCUAUAUUGAUGAGUCCUCCUAUCAGAAUGAAACUGAAUAUUUUUUUACUUGGCUUUUUAACGACAAGAGUCUUAAGAAUAAGAAACCAAAUAAUUUCAAUAUUUAUCGCAAUGGAACCCUAAGGAUCUCGGGUGAUGAAAAAAUCAGUGGCGAAUAUCGUUGUAAAAUAAAUGCAAAUAAAACUGCUGUAAUAUCGGAGAGUAUAACGGUGGAAUACGCUGUACUCAAACGUCGUCCAGCCAAUGUUAGUUUAACAGCACAGUCUGGUUUGUCCUUCACAUUAAAUUGUCCUAUUUUUAGCAUUCCACCUGCCAAUGUAACGUGGUAUUAUGGAAAUGUAUCGUUAUCGAAAAAUUUCAAUGAGAACAGUUUUUUAUUUUUAAACAAUGGCAGUUUGGUUAUAAGACAAGUUAAAGCAGAAAAUGCUGGCAAAUAUAGAUGUAAUGCCCACAAUCAAUACACAGCCAAAGAGCAUCGUCAAGCUACAUUAAAUUUAAAUGUUGAGGAAACUAGUGAUGAUCAAAGACCUCCCAUUGGACAACUAAUACCUCAUUUACAAAAUACCACAUUAUAUGUUCCGCUAAAUGAUGAUUUAAAUUUAACAUGUUGUACACCAACGGAUGAUGUUCCCAUUGAAUGGUGGUUUCAUCAGUCAAGCGCUACACCAUGGAUUAAGUUAUCGAAUAAUAGUAAAGAGUAUCAUAUACGAAACAGUAUUGAACAAUAUGAGGGAUAUUAUACAUGUGCUACCGUUAAUAGUAAUCAGACCUUUCAUGUCAUUGUUACCAGACCUCCUGUUGUUGCCCAAGAAUUGCCCAUGUAUAAGGGUUAUGCGGCCGCCACAAUAGUUUACCAAUGUUUAGUGACGGGAAAUCCUCGUCCCACUAUAACAUGGUAUCAUAAUGGUGAAGUAUUUAAUAGUUCCAUAACACGUUAUAUAAAUGGCAAUCAAUUGCAUAUCGAAUCUUUUGAUCCCGAGGAGAGUGGUAUAUAUCAAUGUUUUGCUCGUAAUAUAGCCGGUGAGGUUUAUACAGCCGGUGAAAUACGUCCAGAUCGUGUUGUUGUUAAAGCAAAUCCCCUAAAGAAUAUACGUUGUUUUGCUCAUACAUUUAGUUCGGUGAAUGUAACGUUUGAAAAUGAAAGUUCAGUGUCCCUGUUCGUAGUGAAUAUCAUACAAAACAAUCCAUUUCGUUGGAGCUCACCAUUCUCACCGAUGAAACUUAACACUUCAUACGUCAUUAUAGACAAUGAUUUACCCUACAUACGACCAUUUGAGCUGAUAAUACGUGGCCUAGUGCCCACCUCCGACAUUAGUGUGGGCAGCAAUCCUACGGGUAUGUUAAGCACACUAAGAAGUCAACCGGUUACAUGUUGUACCCAGGGCUUACCUUUGCGAGUUGUACAAUUAGGCAAUAAUACUUUUGUCACCUGGUCCCUGAUUGCUUUGAAUACUAAGAAAUAUUUUAUUGUACAAUUUUCCAUCAACAAUAGUAGUCCUGAUCCGCAACGUGCAGUGUCACAGCCCUUGGUGGGCACUGUACAAAUAGUCAAUUUGAAUGCUGAGGAUAUUUAUCAUAAAUUAAGAAAUAUUGAAGCUUUAAAUGCCAGCGAAUCGCGCAGGGUUCUACAAAAUGCCGUCUCCAGUUAUAGUGAUAAUGAUGCCACCUUAUCGAAUAAUUUGGAUGGGGAGGAGAAUAUCUUUAAUUUGGUUCUACCUGGCAAUGUAACCGGUUUAAUGAUGAAUCAUUUUACACGUUUGAAAUUGCGAGUUUUACUGAUAACCAGCGAAAAUGAAAAUCUGGCUCAAGAUUUUCGUUAUGUAGAAUGGAAAUCGAUUGUUAAUGAUACUGGUGAUGUUAUAGCCAUACCUUAUCAUUUGACCACCAUAGAAUCGCGCAUGUUAAUCUUUCAUUUCCAGGAGGGUUUCAACGAAUCCUGUGUACAAGUGUGUUAUCGUCGUAUACACUUUCCGCAUAUUAUCGAGGAAAAACGAAAAUGUGAAAAACAUUCGUUAGAGCAUACCGACAUGGAAAUAACAAAUUUACAUCCCAAUACCCACUACAGUUUUCAUUUUUCCAGUUGCGAUACCAACAUAUUCUAUGGACAAAUGGAUGUUGUGACUCUACAAGAUCCUCCGGGUACUAUAAAUGUUCCAAAUGUCACUAGACAAAAUGGUUUGAAGUUGAACUGGGAACCGCCUUUGCAGCCAAAUGGUAAAAUACAUCAUUAUAAUAUUUUAUGGACUCUGGGUAAUGUAACACAUGAGGCUAAUGUCUUAGAUUGCAAAAUUUGUUAUUAUAAGUUUCCCAAUAUAUCGGAAUCGGCCAAAAUUAAUAUUUCCGUUAGAGUGGUAGGUGAGACGGGUGUUGGUGCCCCCAUUUCCAUAGAUUUACGCCACAUCAAUCAUUUGUCUUUGGAAAAAGAAGGUUCAGGUUCUAGUUCUCAGGUUUAUAGUGGCAUUGCUAUUGGUUCUUUACUCUCCAUAGUUUGUAUCUUUGGUUUUGCCAUUUUAAUUAUGAUACAAAGGAAACGCUUUAAGACUCGCCAACAAGGACCUACACACUUGUCCACACCCACCGACAUACACUUUGGCAAUCUCAGCAAUACUGGUUUGCCCGGAGGUAGUGCUGGUGGUCUUAGUUCUACUACCAUGCCACCAGAUUGUCAUGAAAUGCAAAAUCUUAUACCUAAGGUGGCGGGCCGAAGAAUUGAUCUUAUGCCCAGUGAACGUUCCAAAUACGAGACCACCCAGCUGCCCAAUGGCAAUGGAGAUGUGGCGCUUAAAGCCUUGGAUAAUCUGGAAAAUACUAAUAAUUCCUCGAUUUUAAGUGAAUACGAUAUGGGCAGUGAACAUAAUCUGUCGUCGCAGCCAUUGUGCAAGACAAGUCCCCAUAAAAAAUCCUCUAAAGUGGCCACCGUCUCGGAGUGUAGUGGCCAAACGACAACAAAACCCUUUUUUAUACCCUUCAAAACAAUACAUCCCCACAGUGUGGCCAUAGCGCAGAAACAAAGUUCCUCAACAUUUGCGGCCAGUGUGCAAACACCGCCAAAUUCCAUAGCUUUAACUUUAUCACCAGUUGAAACUAUGAAUAGCAGUUUUAGCUCACGUCGCAGCAAUAGUUUAAGUAGCAGUAGUAAUAGUAAUGGCAGUUGUAGUACAGCCAAUUCCAUUAAGUCUAAACAGUUCCAUGGUAAUUUUCCUAAACAUUCCACAUCGAUAGAUGGCAUUUGUCUAUUGGCCGAAGAGCAGACGGCCUCAACACCAACGCCCACCUCCGAAACGGAUGUAACGGCUGAGGUGCUCAAAAAUGGUUUCCAACACAAUGGAGAGCAUUUCAAUAUGAUAUCAAGUCACUGUCCCACAAAUCCAUCCACUUCGAAAACCACUUCACCCACCACACGAACUUCAAUAUUUAAAACGAAACUCCACAAUAACAAUAAUAAGAAAAAUAAAUCCAAAAAAUCUACGAAUUUACAAAAUUCCUUAAGAAAAGAAAAACACCAACAACCUCAAUCAUCUAAAUUAAAAACAACAGCGGCAACAUUAACAACAACGAAUUAUCCUCAUAACAGCGAGUUAUCGUAUAUAGUUCCUGUCACUGAUCCUUUAACAGACUCGGCAUCAGUGUCCACAACUUCAAAAUCGCUUAAAACUUGGUCACAACAACCUCUUACGACUUUUGCCACCACCUCAAGCGGUUUAGCAACGAAACAUAAAUAUCCAAAUAUGGAUCCAAAUGGUUGAAAUUUAUUGGAAAUUUUUCUUAAAUUUUCUUAACGUGCACAUUUCUCAAAUUAUUUUAUUUUCUCUUCUGAUUGCAAACAAUAGGUAACACUUUUUUUC